Molecule: messenger RNA, 2402 nt
Organism: Alligator sinensis (Chinese alligator)
Lineage: Eukaryota; Metazoa; Chordata; Crocodylia; Alligatoridae
Gene: DACH2
Product: dachshund family transcription factor 2
Exons: 13
Coding region: 1-1443 (480 amino acids)
Source: RefSeq, a predicted model, not a curated record
AUGAGAUUGAGAUGCUCACGACCAGGAAGACCCCCCAAGCGUUCCCUGGGAGUUGCAAUUCAAGAAAAUGCACGUCUUCUGCCCCAUGGAGUCCCAGGCCUCUUAUCGCCAGGACUUAUCUCCCCGACAGAUUUAAGAACUUUGUUUUUUCCUGAUGAAACCCAGAUAAAGUUUGCAAAGCUCAAGACUCUUCAAAUCCAAGGUCUAACAGCAGCUGCCAUGGCAGAGGCCAUGAAGUUACAGAAGAUGAAACUUAUGGCAAUGAACAGUCUCCACGGAAGUGGAAGUCAAAAUGGAACGGAAUCAGAGAAUGAAGAACUCAAUUCUAAUGCAGGUGGGAGCGAGUCUUCCUGGGAUAAAGAGAAACUUCAGUCUCCUAUUACAACAGGAUCACAGCAUGGUGUUGGUCAUGCCACACUGUCAGGGCAGUCCAGCCUCGGAAGUGCACAUCCCCUCAGUCCUCUCCAGCAAAAUCACCUACUCACCAACAGGAUAGAUCUGCCAUUUAUGAUGAUGCCCCACCCCCUCCUCCCUGUCAGCCUACCUCCUGCUUCUGUUGCAAUGGCAAUGAAUCAAAUGAAUCACCUCAAUACUAUAGCUAACAUGGCUGCUGCAGCCCAGAUGCAUAGUCCUCUUUCCAGAGCAGGCGCAUCUGUUAUAAAGGAGAGAAUUCAAGACAGUCCUUCUCCUGCUCCAUCUCUGGAAGAUAGUCAGAGACCUGGAAGUCAUGCUUCUUCACAUCAGAGCAGUAGUGUGUCCAGCUCUCCAUCCCAGCUUGACAACACGCCAGAUAGAAUUGCUAUGCUGACCAACACUAGAGAUGGAGAACUCCUUGAUCAAGAUACUGGGACCAACAUAAAGAAACUUCAAAAGGAGAAAGAAGAGGUCCAAAUUGCCAUUCCAAUAAUGAAACCAACCUUAGAUAAAGUCCAACUGGCUGGACAGACCUUGCCUCCUGGAUUUCCUGCACCAUUUCUUUUUGCUGAUGGCCUUUCAUCGGUAGAAACUCUAUUAACCAAUAUUCAGGGUCUGUUGAAAGUGGCUGUGGACAAUGCCAGAGUCCAGGAAAAACAGAUACAGCAAGAAAAGAAAGAGUUAAAGAUGGAGCUUUGUAGAGAGAGAGAACUCAGAGAGAGCUUGGAAAGACAACUUACAGCCGAACUGCAAAGCAGAGGUACGUGGAUGAAGAAUGAAGCAACUAUUCAAAAACGCUUGAAGAAAGAGAAAAAAGCAAAGAGAAAAUUGCAGGAGGCCCUGGAGUUUGAAUCAAAGCGAAGAGAACAAGUGGAACAGGCACUUAAACAGGCCACGUCAGGAGACAGUCUCAGGAUGUUAAAUGAUGCUGGGAUCCCAGAUAUGGAAAUAGAACACAAUGGAACCCAACAUGACAGUGCUGCAAUGCAAGAAAACAGAACAUACAUCAAACCUACCAUCAUGUACUGAAGGAAAAUCCUAUUGUUGAAAAAUGUAUAAUGAUCACUAUCUGAAGACUAUAUAGUUCAUGAAAAAUGUCCCUACCAACCUUUGAUGCCUUCAGUGCUGUAUGAAGAAAAGGAUUUGUAGCAUGAAACUUGAAGGACAAUUUCAAGCAAUUUACUGUUGCUGCAUCGAAAACUGCCGUAUUGUCAUUAAGAAAUAUUGAGACUUUUUACAAGCUUACCAUACCAAACCAAGCCUGUUGCAACAGAUCAUUUUUAAGUCCCAGAAGAUAGAAAGAAGUUUUAGUAUUUUUAAGCACAUACAGGAAUUAUUCCCCAAAAAAGAACUAAUUUUUUUUAAGGAGGUAGCGAUUACUGUAUAGCAAUGGCACAAUGAUUUUAAGCCACAAAGGUCCUCGCUGGCUGUACAUCAUACAAGUCCAGUUUAUCACUGAAACUGUCCAACAUGGAGCUGUUUCAAUUGUGUUUAUAAAUUAAGCUUUGUUUACUAAGCUGAUACUCCAUAUAUAUUACGUUUUGAAAAGAAAUGUGUGUACAUUUUUUAAAACGAUGUAAAAAUUGUCCUUUCAUUAGAUGACCAAUUAAAGAGUGUGAGCUAAACCCUAAUAGCUGAUGUAAUAUGAGGAUUAUAAUUGAUGCUUUUUUAUGCUCAGUUCAGCUUGGCUUUUGGUCUUUUAAGAUGAAAAAAUGAAUAUGCAGUAGUGUUAGACAAUGAAAACUUUUAAGUAUGGUUUCUCUGUUGUACCAUAUUAAGUUAAAGUACACAUUCUUUGUUAAAAUGUUCUUGCUAAGAAUACAGUAUUAAAAACUUUUUGUUUGACUUUGGAAAUCUUUUAGAUUUUUUUGGAUAUGGAUACCCACAGUUACUAGGUUAAUGAAAAAUGAUAUUUUAUACUAUUAAAUAUUUCUUUUUAAAUUAAUAACAAGGGGGGGCACAAAAAAAUUCUUAGUCACACACAGAAU